Messenger RNA from Scleropages formosus (Asian bonytongue), 1975 nucleotides. Its product is annotated as interleukin-18 receptor 1-like. The record is from RefSeq and is a predicted model, not a curated record. Lineage: Eukaryota; Metazoa; Chordata; Actinopteri; Osteoglossiformes; Osteoglossidae. The transcript is spliced from 11 exons. Gene Ontology annotation, molecular function: interleukin-1 receptor activity. Gene Ontology annotation, biological process: signal transduction. Bases 110 to 1750 code for a protein of 546 amino acids.
GUUGAAACUGAAAGCCCACAACAUUUAAAGGAACACAUGCCAAAAUCUCCACAUUCUACUUCGAUACAGUGCAGAGUACAGCCUGUUUCUUUUUUGAAUUCUCAACGUUAUGGCUAUGAAGAUCAAGUACCUGGUGCAGAUUAUAUUUCUAAUCAAAGAGAUGGUUUGCCUGACCGCUGCUGCGGGGGGUCAUGCUGGUGUCAAGCAUCCUGUGUAUGCCAGGGAGGGUGAAGUGGCGGCCCUCAGGUGCCCGCUGCCAAACACUAGCAAUAAAUCUUCAGUCAUCUGGAAUGUGAACACCACGCAGGGCCUGCAGGAGCUGAGAGAAGAAAGUGGGAGCCUGUUGAAACAGUACAACGGCACUUUGCUCAUGCUUAAAGUGAUGAAGAAUGACAGCGGCAUGUACUGCUGCUCGAAGAGGAACGGGAAGGGUGCUGUCAUGCAAUCUUGGACUAAUCUGACAGUGUUAAGUGAUACAUGCUUUAGGGAAGCUGUGGCUGACGUCUACAUCGGAUCUUGUCUCAAGGGACAGUCAUGCAGCUUUAGAAGCAAAUCUCCAGAUGACAUUCCCCUCUCAAAAAUCAACAUCACUUGGUUUAAGGACUGUCAGACUAAAGUUUUUUCCUUGGAGAAGGUGAUUUACUUUGAAUCUGUUACUGAAAACGAUGCUGCGAACUACACCUGCAAGCAUUACUUUGAGUAUGAAGGGCAAGUGUACUACAAAUCUACUACUACAAGGCUGAUUGUCAUUGAUUAUAAGUUUCCACUUCAACCUAAGAUGAUAAAACCCCAGCCCAAUGAAGUGAUAGAAGUAGAUGUGGGUAAACCAGCUGCAAUCCAAUGCUCAGUUCUCCUGAACAGUAACACUUCCGAUGAUUUUCUGGAACUUUUUUGGAUUGAUGGAUCAACUAUAGUUUCUGAAAAUCAGACACUGAGUGUCUUCUACAACAGCACUUUUGAAGAAAUUGAGAAGAACUAUUAUAUGAUCUCAUGGCUGAUAUUCAAAAAUGUGUCAAAAAACCACCUUAAUGCCACAUAUACCUGCAAAUUAGAAACAACAUUACCACGGCGAAUCAGUGCUUCUAUAACAUUAAAAGAGAAAGUCCACCCUGCCAGAGUACGUUCUAUUUUACUGUCCCUGGGGCUUGUAGGCAUCUGCGUCAUCUCAGUAGCAGUAGUCACCGUCAUCUGCUACAAGAUGAAAAUCUACAUUGUGCUGUUCUUCCGUGACCUUUGGGAAGUACCAUCAUCUUCUGCAGAUGGGAAGCAAUACGAUGCUUAUAUCUCAUAUUAUAACACCUGCAGUGAAGAAGCUUUGAGCGAGGAGGAGAUUACAUUACUGCUGGACACCAUGGAGACCAAGUAUGGUUUCCAGCUGUGUGUCUACCAUCGUGAUGUCCUUCCAGGUGGAGCAAUGGUGGAUGCCGUUUUGGAGCAUGUGAAGCAGAGCCGACGGUUGAUUCUGGUCCCCCGAGAGCAAGGCCCCCAAGCUGAAGACCAGUACGGGUUAUGGAAUGGCUUGCAUGCGGCGCUGGUGGAUCGAUACACGUGGCUUGUUUUCAUUCAGAAGGCACCAUGCAACAGCCUGGACUCACUGCCUGAACCUCUCUGCAUGCUGGCCCACUCGGGUGAUGCCAUCACCUGGAAGGGGAGCCGCUCGGCCCAUCAUUCCUCAGCCUUUUGGAAGCAUCUUCUGUAUCACAUGCCUCCCAGGAGGAAGCACCAGGAGGAGCGGCUGACAUUACUGUGACACUGACAUCAGGCAAUAAGUAGUUUUGUUGUAAAAACACCUAGGCCUGAAAUGUGCUGUACUACAUAACCGCAUCUUAAAGAUUCUUUUUUAAAUUUCACAAGCUUAGUUAAGAUGUGAUUCAAGCCCAGUGAGAUACAAUGAGAUACAAGUCCAAUAAGAUGUGAUUCAGGCAAAAAUUAUUGUGCUGUCUUUGGUAUAUUCCACUUAGUGAUAUGAUGUGAU